UCCGGUAUCGAUUUACCUGUCAAAAGUCAAAAAUCUUUCUUUUUUGACGUUUGUAAAAUUCAUCAACAUCCUCGUGUUUUUAAAGCUUAAAAACAUCUUUCAAUAUGGAAAACGACGCUGGUGAAUUCGUUGACUUGUACUGUCCCAGAAAAUGCUCUGCAUCAAACAGAAUUAUCCACGCUAAAGACCAUGCUUCCAUCCAAAUCAGCAUUGCUGAAGUUGACCCAGCUACAGGCAGGAUGACUGAUACAACCAAAAGUUACGCUCUAUGUGGGGCUAUUCGUCGUAUGGGAGAGUCCGAUGACUGUAUUGUCAGGUUAACGAAGAAGGAUGGAAUUAUUGCUAAGAAUUUCUAACAUGGGUCUUUUAAUCUGCAAGAAUACCAUAUUUUUAAUGUAUUAUUAUCAGAUUAAUAAACCUUAAUAAGUUGUUUUUUAAGUA
This is a messenger RNA of Sitophilus oryzae (rice weevil), 441 nucleotides long. Its product is annotated as 40S ribosomal protein S21. Gene Ontology annotation, molecular function: structural constituent of ribosome. The record is from RefSeq and is a predicted model, not a curated record. Gene Ontology annotation, cellular component: ribosome; cytosolic small ribosomal subunit. The transcript has 4 exons. Lineage: Eukaryota; Metazoa; Arthropoda; Insecta; Coleoptera; Curculionidae. Bases 105 to 356 code for a protein of 83 amino acids. Gene Ontology annotation, biological process: endonucleolytic cleavage in ITS1 to separate SSU-rRNA from 5.8S rRNA and LSU-rRNA from tricistronic rRNA transcript (SSU-rRNA, 5.8S rRNA, LSU-rRNA); endonucleolytic cleavage to generate mature 3'-end of SSU-rRNA from (SSU-rRNA, 5.8S rRNA, LSU-rRNA); translation.